Molecule: messenger RNA, 1323 nt
Organism: Rhodotorula toruloides NP11
Lineage: Eukaryota; Fungi; Basidiomycota; Microbotryomycetes; Sporidiobolales; Sporidiobolaceae
Exons: 5
Coding region: 1-1323 (440 amino acids)
Source: RefSeq, a predicted model, not a curated record
AUGGUCUCUACUCGUUCUUCCAUCACGCCAAGCGGGGCGUCGACUUUCCGCUCGGCCAAUGGAGGAACCGCCGACGGUUCGUCCUCGACACCUUCGGAAGGAGGAGCGACGGUCGAUGCGGCUGCGAACGGCCCGUCAGAACCCGCUUGUUCGCCGACCGGCCUUUCGAGCCUUUCGGACGAGUUGCUCGAGCACAUCUGGGAACUCGCUUUUGCCGAUGCGUACCAAACCUGGCCUUUCUCAACCAUCCUGGUCAUCCGAAGGAUGUGUCGCGCCGCGAUCCCGGCCUGGUACCGACGGUGCGAUCUUCACCAGGCCGUAGCGACCUUCGACAGCGACGUCGCUGCGUUGUUUCGCCACUCGCACGAGCGGGAGCACCUCAGGACGCUGGUAUUACAAGGAAACGGCGAUCCGACGCCUUGCCCGUUCGACGAAUACCUUCGAGACAUCUCCGGCAUCUCUACGCUACAAGAGUUGAUACUUAACGUCGAGAUCGACACUCCAAUCGCGCGCCCUCCGCCAUCUUUCCCCGCCCUCCGCCGACUCCGGUCCGACAGCGGUCAUCUCGCAACAUGGAUCCUCCAAGGAAGCAACCCAGCUCUUGGUGCUCUUGAUCUGUCUGUGGCCGACGAGCAUUCCGUGCCGUGCAUUCCGUGGCGGACUCUCCGAUACUUGUACCUCGCACUGCCACUGCCACGCGUCCUUCAAGCUCGCGCUCUCUUGAAAGGUCUGAAAUCCUACGACGAGAACGACGAACUCGCUGCCGCCGGGCUUCGCGGGAUGAGCAUUCGCUUAGGCAACUCGUACGCCUCAGAGGGUCUGGAAGAAGCCAGAACCGUCCACCAAGAGCUACUCGGCUCGCUCAGCAAAACCGGCAUCGGGCGUCUGAGGAUUUACGAACCUGCGGGCGAGGAUUGGGCUUGCGCAGCGAGCGCGUCGCCGGCACCAUCAAUCACCAGUUUGUGGUUCUCGUGCAGUCGAGGAGAUCCCGAUACGGAGCGAUGGACGCGACUCGCCCGCUUACUCCCUCUGUUCCCUUCGCUCCGCCGCCUCGAACUCAACGACUUCAAGUUCUGCUAUCUUUCUGUGACACCAGCAGACGAUGUCUCCAGCCUCCUGCAUCUCCAGCAACUUGCCGUCCAGCACCCGACUCUCGCCGCGAUCCUUCUCUACUUCAAGCAUACCCAAGUCCUGCAGCUUCGUCUCUCGUACUCGGGCGGAAUGAAGCAGCUGUGGGCUACAAGAUCGUCGACGCGCGAGGACUUCACUCUCGAGCGGUGGACGGUCGAAAAGGCGGAGCAGAACUUGGACGAGUACUGGUAG